AUGGACUCUCUGCCCCAAGAAAUAUUGGAUCACACCCUCGGUCGCAUACCUGCGCGAGAGAGCGACAACUAUAAUGAAGAACUCCUGGAGCUCGAAAACUGGAUGGAUGUUGACUCGGAAGCAUUCGACCCUGAGACACCGCAUGCCUUCAAACGGUGCUGCAACCGCCAGACUUCACUACGCGAGCUGCAUGUGAACAUUGUGACACCCGAAUACCGGCACAGCUCAGGGCCCUCGGAUAUCGUCGAGAACAUGGCACACUGCGACAUUGCCCACACGGAGAUCCUGAGAGAGUUGAUGCUAAUGCUGUCCGAAUGGCCAGACGACACGCGAGUAUCAUUGUCCAUCGGUCUCAAUGAUAAACACUACAGAAAAUCGAAAAACACCAAGCUUCACCAUUUCAAUGCUGUGAAUCCUCAACGCCUUCCGAUCGUGCCAUGCGUCCGUAGCUUGAAGUUCUCGUUCUUCUACCAACUCUCGUCUCUGAGACGGAAUGUCGAGGGCGACUUCCUCCUUCUGCAGAAGUUUCCCAACUUAGAGUCUUUCGACCUCGAUGCUUCGGAGUUCCCCUUCUUUAUGGAACCUCGACGAGAAAUGCGAAAGUCUUUGAUCAACACCCUGCCAUCAUAUCAGUUCCCGACAUCGGCGAGGCACGGAAAGCUUAUCAUCCUACCCAAUGAAUACGGUCCCUUCUACCAGCUACCGCAGCUGACCAGAGACGGGGAGAGCGAUCCUCUCUUCGUAGGUCUGCGCCGAGCAAUUGACGGCUUUUCAGAAUUUGAGUACGGGGGCCAUCUCAGCUCUUCUUUCUUCUGGUCGCCACCCCCUAGUCUGGGCGAUGCAGCCCCGUAUUGGCAGAACAUGACCAAGCUCAAGGUUGAUUGCAACAUGGUUUCGCCCAGCGGAGAGUGGUACCUGAAGCACUAUAACACGCGCAUUGUCGAGUUUCUGAGCAGCACCGGCAGAAUAGUGCCAGGCGCAAUCCGAGAAGGAGAUGCUGAGGAGCCGGCGUGGAAAGCUGAUGUUUCGGAACUCGUCAAACGCAGAAGCAUCGAACGUUCCUACUUAGAGGAUAACCCCCCAGACAGGCAGUAUAGCGUCAGCGGCGACGACAACGUAGCCGCCUGGACCGUCAACGAGAAGGUCAUGGUGCCAAUGCUCACAUCCAUUGCCAAGGCAGCGGGCCAGAUGAUCUCCCUCAAGGAACUCUGGUUCAAAGUCAUCUUGGCUAAGUACGAUAGAUACCAGGGCUCCGAAUGGUUCCAUCGCUUCCACGUUGAUUAUCUCGCUCCUGGUGUCAAUAGACGUGGACGACGAAAGGUUCCCGCGGUGCAAAUGCUAUUCUAA
Messenger RNA from Colletotrichum costaricense, 1347 nucleotides. RefSeq lists its product as uncharacterized. Bases 1 to 1347 code for a protein of 448 amino acids. The record is from RefSeq and is a predicted model, not a curated record. NCBI's taxonomy places the organism in Eukaryota, Fungi, Ascomycota, Sordariomycetes, Glomerellales, Glomerellaceae. The transcript has 3 exons.